Molecule: messenger RNA, 738 nt
Organism: Lathyrus oleraceus (garden pea)
Lineage: Eukaryota; Viridiplantae; Streptophyta; Magnoliopsida; Fabales; Fabaceae
Product: vegetative cell wall protein gp1-like
Exons: 2
Coding region: 1-738 (245 amino acids)
Source: RefSeq, a predicted model, not a curated record
AUGGCUUCUAACUCUCUCCCUCCACAACCAAUUUUUACUACCUCUGAUGUUUCACCAUCAAUCUCCCGACCUACACCAGUUCUAAAAAUAGCCAGAACUUUCAUACCCCCCUCUAUACCUGCACAAACUCACCGAAGCACUUCAUCCUCUUCAUCUACUUCAUCCUCUGAACCAGAAACACCCCCUUACAUCUCUGUGUCUUCUGACCCAGAAGCUUCUGACCCUGAAUCCCCCACCAUAGCCACUCUUUACGCUCACAGACUUGCUUCCCAACAACAAACACAAACACUAUCUGAAGCAACAUCACCGCCACCACAACAAACAACCACCAUACCCUCUAAAGUUCAACCUUCAGAACCUCAACCCUCUGCACCUCACACCUCUGGUAUCAUUCCCCCAAACAUCCCUUCUCCACCAGAACCAGAAUCUGAACCCUUAGACCUAAACCCACUAUACGCUUCACCUCAAGAAACUGAACCUGAACCAGAACCAGAAACUGAACCUCAACCAGAAACAGAAUCAGAACCUCCCAUCUUAAAUCUCAGCCCUUCAAACUCUCCACCUCAUACCUCUGAACCUGAACUAGAACCUAAACUUUCCCCACCUGCCCUGAGGGAAGCCAUUAUGAUGAUUGCAGAGGCUUCAGUUCAGAAGGCUGGUAAGCCUAUUGCUGUGGGUGUUGCUGUUGCUGAUACUGAGGCUGCUGAUACUGUUGCUGAUGCUGAGCAUUGUCUUUAA